Messenger RNA from Acanthopagrus latus (yellowfin seabream), 3573 nucleotides. RefSeq names its product zinc finger protein 800b (gene znf800b). The record is from RefSeq and is a predicted model, not a curated record. The transcript has 13 exons. The coding region runs from base 411 to 3368 and encodes 985 amino acids. NCBI's taxonomy places the organism in Eukaryota, Metazoa, Chordata, Actinopteri, Spariformes, Sparidae.
GGAAAGUAUGUAAGUUACGGCUAAACGCGAAAUAAUAAUGUUAUGUCAUAAAUUACUAGCUUAAGGCUAGCUUAUACUAACAGUACUUCUGCUGCUAAAUUGAACUAGCUAACAUUAUUACCAGCCAGUAUUAAACAUUUUUUUUAAGUUGUUAAAACUAACCUCCUUUGCCAAAUAAGAAAAGAGUAAUCCAAGUGUAAACCUUAUUAACAUACACCCGCAAACAAAGGGUCAAUAACAAUUAGCCUAAUGGUAUGUGUGUCGAUAAUUGAUUGACUUGAGUUGUGGGCCACUUCUGCAAACUCUUGCAUUAGCGCUUGUCGGAUUUUGGAAAUCAGAAUAAAACCCCACAACAAUGUUGAUUGUGAAGGGGUGAGUUUAGUGUCAGCAGCUGCCAAAGUUUGGUUAAAAUGUCCAUAGAGGGGCGUCAGUGGAGUAUCCAUUCAAGUAAAGGACGGUUCAUUGACAUUCAUCCCCAUGUACUCAGGUUACAGGUGUGUGCUGGAAGUGAACGUUCGGUGCCGCAGGCCAGUUUUGGCAGCAUGGUGAAGUCCCAGAAGUCAGCUGGGAGGAAGAGCUCCCAAUGUCACCGCAGACAGGCAGCUCCGCCUAAGAAGUUUACACAAAAAGUUCCACCGAGUGGUGGUCAGGCGGAGAUGGAGGAAGGUCAGCCGCAGUCGGACCCCCAGCCUCCUCCGCCAGAAGAGGACCCCCAAGAAGGAGUCCAACCCUCGGAUCAGACCUCUACUUCAGCCGAGGCGCUCUCAGAGAACUUGGACCAGGAAGAAACUUCCAUAGUUGAGGAAAAAGGCAACUCUGGUUCCCAGUCUGCGGCCAAGCCCCUAUGGAAGCCCAUUCCCCCUCUGCUGCCUGAACCUCACGCUGAGACCAGGGACCAGAGCUGUCAGACUGAAGAGCGGUUCCAGCAGACCAGUGCCGGCAGCCAUGCUCAUAACACAGGUGUAUGUAUGGAGCCAGGAGAUCCUCCUCUGCUCCAGCAGCCUCUUCAGACCUCCAAGUCUGGGAUUCAGCAGAUCAUCGAAUGCUUCCGUUCAGGUACCACCCAGCUGAAGCACAUGCUGCUGAGGGAGGUGGACACCAUCUUCGAGUGUAAACUGUGCCGCAGUUUGUUCAGAGGCCUGCCCAACCUCAUCACGCACAAAGAGUACUACUGCCUAUCGCGACUGCCUGAGCCUGAUGGUGAUGACAGACAAGGUCUAGCCAUGAAGGAUUUACUGGACGCCAUAUAUCCCAGACCUGACCGGCCAGACUGCGUUGUCCGCCUGGAGCCAAUUCAGACCACUAAUAAGGCCGUGUUCCAGUACCUGACCACUGAGGAGGAACUGGCUAGAUAUCCAUCACACACACCCAGUGCCAGAGAGAGUCCUGUAGCCUGGGAGGGAGAACAAGUGGAGGGUGUGGACAACAACCAGCAGAGCCAGCCGGAGAGCCACAGCAGCCCGGGACACAAUCAGGGACAGAGGAGAUGGGAGGCUGAGGAGGAGUCUAAAGACGAGCCGCCACCACAUGAAGACGAAGGGUCAACUAGUGGGGUUGAGGAUGUGACAAUCUCCUGUUGUCUGUGCGGUCAGGACUUUAACUCGCGCCGCAGCAUCAGGCGUCACUGCCGUAAAAUGCACCAGACCAAACUGGAAGAGCUUCGAAAGUUCACAGAGACUCGUACAGUUCCCACAAGCCUGCUCUCCAUGGUGAAAGGUCGGCCAAGGACUCUCAGCACACCGACUGGAAAAUCCUGCCCAGUGUGCCUCAAAACCUUCGCCACUAAAGCCAACGUACGGCGUCAUUUCGACGAGGUCCAUCGCGGCCUUCGUCGGGACACCAUCACACCCAGCAUUGCCUCGCGGCCCGGUCAGCCCUUCUCUCUGGAGGUCACACCCCCCAGGAAGAGCAACAACUCCUCUCCAACACGUGGCCAGAACACCUCCAAGGCCACCCCCGUGAACUCUAAAACAACGCCUUCAAACCAAAACCCGCCCAAACCUCCGAGUCCACUCUCAGCCUCUGCCUCUCCGCAGGUGAACCCGGCCUCGUGUCGCUGCACGCUCUGCAAGAGGAACUACAGCUCUCAGCUCAUGUUGAAGAGACACAUGCGUAUUGUCCACAAAGUAUACAGCAUCAAAAGUAACCGACCUGGUACGACGUCCAACUCCUCUACUACAGCACCCACUCCGAACAGUAGCACCACCAAUUUACCCCAAGCUAACCCAAGCAACAAUAUCCGAGUGAAAGAAGAAGCAGUAGAGCCUUCAGAUAACGAUGACGAUGACAAUGACGAGGACAUUGAUAGCAGUCCGGCUCCAUCACCUAGUAACAGCACUGGGACAGCUAAAGGUGCUCCUGUGGUGCAAAACGCCCUGAAGGUGAAAGAGGAGGAGGCCCCAUCGAGCCCAAAGAUGACACCAAUGCUAUCUUCAUCAUCCUCGCGAGGAGGGAACACAUGCAGCACUGGCGUGCCUUCCAGAAUGACCAAGCUUUCUGUGGGCUUUGAUUUUAAGCAGCUCUUUUGCAAACUGUGCAAGCGACAGUUCAGCUCACGGCAGAACUUAACAAAGCACAUCGAGCUACACACAGAUGGCAACGACAUCUUUAUCAAGUUCUACCGUUGCCCUCUCUGUCGCUACGAGUCGCGCCGCAAACGUGACGUCCUGCGCCAUGUUACUGUGGUUCACAAGAAGUCAUCCGCAUACCUCGCCAAAAUCAUGCCCAAACUGGAGAGCAGGGCUGUGAAGAGGCUCGCUGAGGUCGUCCUCAGCAGCACCAGUCAGAACAAGAGGACCAGCAGCAGCAUCAAAGAGGAAGUGAAUGGACGUCCUGCUUCUUCAUCUCCAUCUUCUUCCCCUUCUCCCCCUGUCACUCGCAAGCAAGAGUGCUCCACAGCUCCCCCAAGUACCACCUCAGCCUCUUCCACCUCUUCUUCCUCCUCUUCCUCCGCCCCGCCCCCUCCCCCAAUCACUCGGAAACAGCAGGACGUUGCAUCGCCAGCGUUCACGCCAUCCCCUCCUGUCACCCGUAAGCAGGAGAGACAGCAGAUCCACCAGCAUCGGCCUAUCAGCCCCCCACUGACCCGCCGCAGUGAGAAACACACACACCAACGCAACUCGUCAUCCACCAGCUCGCCACACACUCGACGGCAUGAAGCCCAGUCAGAGGGCAGCAGCACAGGGUCGUCGUCCACUGAAGUCAGAGUGACCAAGAAUUUCUCCCUCCAUGCCUGCGACCAGUGCGGACGGGCCUUUGCCAAGAAGCUGUACCUGGAGUCUCAUAAGCGAAGUCAUCGCAACGCAGUGACGUCAGCGGCCAACAGGAGGAAAGGAGUCAGCACCCGCUCCAAAUCCCUGGCCUGGUGAAAAUCACAUAGUUCACAGUCCAGCGGGAAUAACUGGUGAGCGAGCCUCUAACGAUGAAGAAAUGAAUGAAAACUUUCAAUAGAGAAAAAUAGUGGACGAUAGGAGAGGAGCACAGAGCGGAGAUGAAGGAAUCAAACAAACAAGGAGUGAAGUACAAAGGAUUUCUACCCUUUGCUUUGGAACCAAAUAUAUUGUUGGAAUCUGA